AUGCCGGACGUAGAAGACUCCAGCCCUCUUGUCGAUCCUUCUCAACGAUGCUGCAGUGCAUGGACAACCAUCUUACAUGUUGUGAUGGUAACUACCCUUUUCUCCAUGAUCAUGUUUACCUACAUUUUUCUUUAUUGCGUUCACCUCAACGCCGUUGCGUCGCUGGUGAUUCAGAUCAUAGCCUACCUUGCCCUUGGCUGCCUAUACAUCUACAACUCCUCCUGUCGGCAAGACAAGUUUAUGUCUGCUGGAUAUCUUGUACUUGUUAUGUCUGUGUUCCUCAUCUCUCCUCUUGGAAUUUAUACCAACGAUACCAACGACGACCGCACCAACCUCAUUGAACUCGCUUCCUGGGCCAAUAUGGUAGCUAUAUUCUCGUAUUGCGUCUGGAGGCUUAGCUUUAUCCUGCACUACUGUAGGCUGAAAAAGCUUAUUGUGAGAACCAUCUUACAUGGUGCAAUUGUAACUAUCCUAUUGGUUGUGAUUAUAUUUGCCUAUUUUUAUUAUCGUCGAUAUUACGACCAAAUGGGCCAAUACAUCAGUAUUAAAGUAUGCCUACAACGCCGUUCAUCAGGAUUAAAGUAUACCGACAACGACCCAAUUGAUCUAUACAACAGUAUGAGAGUAUGGCUACUCAUUCAGUUAGUAGCCUACAACGCCGUUGGUUUCCUAUACAUUUGCAACUCCUCUGGUCGGAAGGAGAAAGUUAUCUCCGCUGGACUUCUUGUCCUUGUUCUGUUUGUCUCCCUACUCUCCUCGUUUGCCAACACCAAACUUCGCACCGAUUUCAUUUUCGGGGCCAACAUCGUCGCUAUAUCCUCGUACUGCAUCUGGAACUGGAAGCUUUAUCCGUGGAUCCGACGAUGGCUCGAUGCUCUUAAUGCCCACAAGGAGACAGAGCCACGUGAACAAGAAGCGGCGGUCCUUCAGCUCCAAGUCCAACAGACCCCAUUUCGCAUAAGAGACAUGCCGAAGGAAUUCUCAAGCGAUGAAAUCCAAGCCAUGACGCAAGACUUCGGAAACAAGAUAGGGCAAGGCGGCUCCGCCCAGGUCUUCCGAGGGAACCUCGACGACGGCACGGCCGUGGCCGUCAAGCGCAUACAUAUGCACAGUGGGCGCACCGAGGCCGGAGAAGAAGAAUUCAGAAGAGAGGUCUCCAUCAUCGCCAACGUGCACCACCGCAGCCUGGUGCGCCUCCUCGGCUACUGCCUCCAUCAUGGCGGGGGCGGACUCUACCUUGUCUACCCAUUCUUCGAGAACGGGUCGCUGGACAGGUGGAUCUUCAACCGCAGAGACGAGCAAAGGCGCCUCUUGACGUGGCCAAAGAGGUUUUGCAUCGCCGUCGACGUGGCCCGGGCGCUCGCGUACCUCCAUAAAGACUGCCACCGGCGGAUCCUGCACCUCGACAUCAAGCCGGGCAACAUCCUGCUCGACGGCGGCCUCCGCGCGCACGUCUCCGACUUCGGCAUCUCCCUCUCCAUCACCCGGGACCUGACCAGCGUCAUCAACACGCGCGGGAGGGGCACCUUCGGCUACAUGGCGCCGGAGAUGCUCAUCAAUGCGGUGUCGGACAGGUCCGAUGUCUUCAGCUACGGCAUGACACUUCUCGAGCUCAUCGGCGGACACCGGAACUUCGAUCCCUCGUCGUCGGCAGCGCCUGACCCGAACAUCGCGCGGAACUUGCGGGAGAGGAUGGCGCAAGGCGAGCACAUGGAGUUGGUGGACGCAGCCAUGGAAAAGCAUGCAAAAUGUGGUGGAUAUGCUCGAAGGCCGGGUCGCCGUAGACGAUCAGGAGGCGGUGAAGACGGCGGUGAAGGUGGCACUCUGCUGCAUCCAGCACGAGCGGGACAUGAGGCCAAGCAUGCAAAAUGUGGUGGAUAUGCUCGAAGGCCGGGUCGCCGUUAA
Molecule: messenger RNA, 1905 nt
Organism: Miscanthus lutarioriparius
Lineage: Eukaryota; Viridiplantae; Streptophyta; Magnoliopsida; Poales; Poaceae
Source: the annotation of a GenBank genome assembly